AGUAAGACUGCCACCUGGUGGCAAAAGAAGAAACCCGGAAGUGACUGUCUUCUUUCUAAAGACACACAUCUGUGUAGAAGAACUACACUAACAAUUUAUCUCCACAAAUGGAAUCAGCUGGUUGUUCGUGUUACAACAAUGGAAGAGUCUCACAGCUCGACGCCGAGGAUUAGCAGGGAAGGAGAAGUCCAAAGAGCUCAGGGUUGAAUUCAAGUGUGUGCAGUCUUUUGCACCAUGUUGGUGACAGCAUACCUUGCCAUAUUCCUGCUGCUUCUCCUGUGUGCUGGCCUGGAGCUUGCAGCACGUCGUCUCACCCCACCUCAGCCGACUCAGACGGCUGCAGCCAACCCAGCCUUCGUCCGCUUCCAGAGAGUCUUCCUCCGGGCCUAUCUGUUGGCCCUAUGGGCGGACUGGCUCCAGGGUCCUUACCUGUACAAGCUCUACCGCCACUACAGCUUCUUGGAGUCCCAGAUAGCCAUCAUUUAUGUAUGUGGCUUGGCCUCUUCUGUGUUGUUUUCUCCUUUUUCAGGGUGGCUCCCCCAAGCUUUGGGCCGCAGACAGACUUGUCUGCUCUUUUGUCUGACUUACUCUGCUUGCUGCCUCACCAAGCUGUCCAGGGACUAUUUUGUUUUGAUUGUAGGUCGCAUCCUGGGAGGUCUGUCCACAUCCUUGCUCUCCACCACAUUUGAGGCCUGGUAUGUCCAACAGCAUGUCAGCGUCCACGAUUUCCCCAAGGAGUGGAUCCCCAGCACCUUCAACAAAGCUGCCACGUGGAACCAUGGGCUCGCCGUGGGAGCUGGCUUAAUGGCUAACUUGCUCGCUGAGUGGCUCCACUUGGGGCCGGUGGCUCCCUUUCUCCUGGCUGUCCCCUGUUUGCUGUGCUGUGCCUGGGUGGUGGUAGCAGACUGGGGGAAGGAAGAAGCAGAAGGACCUGAAAGUGACAAACAGAUGCUCCUUGUAGGUGCUCCAAAUGGAGGUUUGACUCGUCCAUCUGCAAAGGCCCGGUUCUCACGCAGCUGCCAUGAUGGACUUCGUUGUUUGCUUUCAGACAAGAGAGUCAUGCUCCUGGGUGGCGUGCAGGCUCUAUUUGAAAGUGUCCUCUACAUCUUUGUUUUUUUGUGGACCCCGGUGCUGGACCCUCACGGACCUCCUUUGGGAAUAGUGUUCUCCUGUCUGAUGGCUGCCAGUAUGGUUGGCUCCUUGAUGUACCGCCUAGCCACCUCCUCACACUAUCGUCUACAGCCCGGCCAUGUACUCUGUUUGGCCGUUUUGAUGGCCUUCUUCUCUUUAUACAUGCUAACUUUUUCCACCGCGCCAGGACAACCAAGACCGCAUGAAUCUUUCCUGGCUUUCCUGCUGCUGGAGCUGGCAUGUGGACUUUACUUCCCCGCAGUCAGCUUCCUCCAGAGUAGGGUGAUUCCCGAGGAGAAGCGGGCUGGAGUGCUGGCCUGGUUCCGCCUACCUCUGCACCUGCUGGCCUGUCUGGGUCUGCUGGCGCUCCACGGCGAGGUGUCGGGGACAGGGGGUGGGGAGGACGGCGGCGGUACUAGACACAUGUUUGGAGGCUGUGCAGUCAUGAUGCUCGCGGCUUUGAUGGCUGUUGUUGGUCUGUUCACGAUAGGCAGGAACGACUCGGACCUCAGACUUGAGGGAGCCAAGGGAGAGGGUGAGAUGUAGAUAUUUCGCGUGCAUCAUUUGUAUUUUUUGUGACUGGGUAGAAAACUAAUAACAAAAGGACGAUUUGUUCAUGUCAAUGAUGAGAUUUUAGUUUUUUCAUGUUACUUGUUUUUGUCAUUCAAAUCGCUAAUGAAAUUUGUCCGAAUUAGGAUUAUUGCUAUUUAAUUCAUUUUUACAGAGUAUAUGUAUUGACAAUAUGUACAGUAUGUUAUAAUAUAUUUUUCCUCUCAUGAAGUUUGUACAGGAAGCAUCUUAAAGGAUAGUGAUGUUAAAUGAGUGGCCCAUUGUGACAUGUAUGUCAUACUCGCUGGUUCUGAGGAAAACAAAAAAUAUUUAAAAAAUAAAAACUACAAUAGUUGGA
This is a messenger RNA of Nerophis ophidion (straightnose pipefish), 2038 nucleotides long. RefSeq names its product major facilitator superfamily domain containing 5 (gene slc61a1). Gene Ontology annotation, molecular function: molybdate ion transmembrane transporter activity. The transcript is spliced from 2 exons. The record is from RefSeq and is a predicted model, not a curated record. Gene Ontology annotation, cellular component: membrane. Gene Ontology annotation, biological process: molybdate ion transport. NCBI's taxonomy places the organism in Eukaryota, Metazoa, Chordata, Actinopteri, Syngnathiformes, Syngnathidae. Bases 235 to 1677 code for a protein of 480 amino acids.